GGCAUAAGCUUGUUUUAACAUCAUCAUAAUUCGCUAUUUGAUGUUUAUAAUUGAGUACUUUUUUUGUUUGUUGAUUGCAUCAAGCUUUUUAUUUUCCUUGUUUUCGUUUUGAUUUUUUUUUGACAAUCAAACAUGGAUUAUAAUGAUCAAAGACGUCAAGAUAAAUCAUGGAAUGAUCCACCAAUGUUUUCACCGGAACAAAUCAAUCAGGCUGCAAAUACAGGUCAUUCAAAUAAACGAUAUCGUUAUCCUCAACAACAGGCUGCUGCAGCUGUUCCUGCUGCUACUGCUGCUGUAAAUCCACGAUCGUAUCCAAAUUAUCAAGCAGGAGCUAUGAAUUCAUAUGGAAAUUAUAAUAAUACGAAUUCUUCAAUGGCACCAGCAGCUUAUCCUUCUGUUGGUCAACCGCAACAACAACAAUAUCCUGCUACGUAUUCUCCUUAUCCGAAUGCUAAUCCUAAUCCUACAUACGAAUCAACAAUGUUGCCGCAACAACAGCAACAGAAUUAUUCUCCACAAGCGAUAAAUUCUAAUCCAUAUAAUAAUCCGAUAACCUCCUCCACGGUAGGUGGUUAUCCACCACAACCCCAAACAACAAGGGCUCAAUCAAUACCAGUCUUGCCAGCAAAUAAUAAUAAUAAUAGUUCUGGAUAUGCAGCAGGACCAGUAUCAUCGAUGCCGAAUCCUUAUGGUACUGUUACGGAAUCCAAUCUAGUGCAACAACCUCCGUCAACUAAUAAUACAGCGGCAAAUCCACCUAUUGGUUUCAAUUUGAAUUCAAUUCAACAACAAUCUCAACAAGUAAUGCCACAAUCAUUACCGCAACCACCUGCUCCUGGAUUCAAUUACAAUCAUAAUAAUCCACAACAACAACAAUAUCCAUAUAGGCAAUAUUAAGCAAAGAUUAUUGAUUUAAUGAUAUAGAUUUUUGUUAUUUAAAAUCAAAAUAAAAAAAAAAUUCAAUUUUCCCUUUCA
Molecule: messenger RNA, 975 nt
Organism: Dermatophagoides pteronyssinus (European house dust mite)
Lineage: Eukaryota; Metazoa; Arthropoda; Arachnida; Sarcoptiformes; Pyroglyphidae
Source: RefSeq, a predicted model, not a curated record